This is a messenger RNA of Anastrepha obliqua, 3510 nucleotides long. RefSeq lists its product as uncharacterized. The record is from RefSeq and is a predicted model, not a curated record. Lineage: Eukaryota; Metazoa; Arthropoda; Insecta; Diptera; Tephritidae. Bases 63 to 3401 code for a protein of 1112 amino acids. The transcript is spliced from 15 exons.
UUUGGUUGAUUUUGAUGCGCAAUUUGGUCCCCUUAUAAAAUUAUUAUAAGUAUCUCUGCAGAAUGGCUCAAAAAAAUGUUCGCGAUGUCCAACAACAUUUCGCUAAAAAGAAUUCAAAUGUCAGGAGUGCGCAUAUGCCUGUGACGAUCCUCGUUUUAGUAGUGCAACAGGAAAUCCCAGAUACGGAUAUUUUUGAUAGUGAAAUCUAUACAUGUCACCAUAUUAUAUCUAAGCAUAAGCAGGCUGCCAGCGGCGAUGAUAGAACCUUUGUAGACGAAGAUGGAAACACUUAUAAUGAUUGGAAAAAUUUCAAGCAAGAAAAUAAAUUGGAAUGUGGUAUUAUGAUCGCACCGCUGAAUGGCAAUUACUCUUUCGAUGAUGAUGGUAAAGUAAAGCUGGAAUUUUCGGAAACACCAGCUGCCAAGUCCCCGACGAUUCGUGAAGUUCAGCAAGACUUUGCUGUUGAGAGUGAAUCUUUUGCUGGUUUAAAUAGUAAGUCAAAUAUGAUUUAUGUGUUAAUCACAGAUGUGAAGGACUUCGAAAAUAUAGAAAAUGUGAGAAAGUUCACAUGUCAUCCCGUGAUACGAUCGAAUAACUCUAAUUCGGAAAUUUUCGUUGACGAAGAUGGAAAGUCAUAUAUGAAUUGGGAAUGUUUCAAAAGAGAAAACAAAUUGCCUUGUGGCAUUAUGGUUGCCCCAUUGAAUGGGCAUUAUAGUUUUGAUGGAGAUCGAAAAGUAGAGCUAGAGUUUUUGGAAACGCCAUCUUUAGCUGGAGUUGUUGGUAAUAGACAAAAUAAGUCAGAAAUUUUGGAAAGGCCUUCUUUGAAUGAUGAUGCUACCAUUCGCGAAGCUCAGCUAUAUUUUGCAAGCAAAAGUAAAUCUGGAGAGGGAAACAUGUCAGCAAGCAGCAUAUACGUGAUGGUCACAAAACAGAUGGACAUUUAUAAUGCCAUGAAUUCUCGGGAGUUUUCCUGUCAUUCUGUUUUACGAAAAGACGAUGUCACAACUGAGAAUCAAAUAUUCGUUGACGACAACAACAUAGAAUACACAUCGUGGAAUGUUUUUAUUUGUAAAAAUAAAUUGCCGCAGGGCGUUAUGGUCGCACCUUUGAAUGGAAUUUACAGUUUUGACGAAAAGGGAAAUGUUGAAUUAGAGAUAAGAUUAACUCCAGUGAGUAUUCCAACGACGCCAAACCAAUUAAAAACUAUCGGCAGUCUUCAACAGCACUUUGCCGACAUGAAGAAAUAUGGAGUGGAUAUGGAAAUGGAUUCGACUGUUUUACACAUUCUCGUUACUUCAAAUGAGUAUGAAAAUGUCUUAGAAGCAAAGCAGUUUAAACAUUUUUGCGUUAAGCGCAAAAGGCAAGAUAUAUGGGAAACUAAAUAUUUUUAUGAAGACGAGAAUUGUAAUAAAUAUACUAGCUGGAGCUGUUACCUGAAUGAUAAUGAUUUGCCAGAUGGCAUAAUGGUUGCGCCGCACAAUGGCGAGUACACAUUCGAUAAUAAUGGUAAUGUAAAAUUGGACAUACAGCCAACGCCAACAAGACGCAGAAAAAUGCGAACAAUUUUGGAAGUACAGCAGGAGUUUGCAGACAACAGUGGAUUCAAUAAAGAAAUAAUUUGGGACUUAUUAUCUGCAAAUCAGUGUGAUAUUUUGAGGUAUAAAAUAACGAUGCUCAUUCCAGACCAAAAAAGAGGGCAGAGCAGAAUAGAAGAAAUGCGAAAAAUUAUUUUAGAUAGUGUUUGGUCUCAAAGGAAAUACACCAACGGAAACUCUUUAAGUGCAAUCAUAUAUGUGUUAGUUACCGAUUGUAAAGACGCAGCAACUGCUUUAAGCGCCAAGGAAUUUUCUUGUCAUCCCGUAUUUCGAACUAGAAAAUGCACAGCUAAGGGCGACAGUUCAAGUUGUUGUAUGAUAUUUGUGGAUGAAUUGGGACGAGUGUAUCAAAACUGGAAAGCUUAUCUGGCAAAUAACGAUCUCCCAUCCGGUAUGAUGAUAGCACCGCGAAACGGUAUUUACACAACCGACGGAAAUAAGAUUGUGGAAUUAGAAAUACGUAUGACACCAAAUAGCAGUAUUGCUAGAAAGGCCCUCAACUACGCGGACACAACGACAGCCGUUGCUGGAUUUGGUGCCGCUGCAAUACCGGUAGCAUCCCUGGUGGUGGCUGUAACCCCUCCACUUUUGAUUUGUGCUUCUGCUGUUUGUGCAACCACUGCUACAUAUUCAACAAUCCGAUCGGUAUAUUAUUUAGUAGACCGUAAAAAACAUGAACAGUCAAUUGGUCUUAGUAAUCCGCAAUUCAUGACAGCCGCCGCAGCUGCUGGCCAGGAAAUUUCAUUGGUUACAGAAUUGUUUGUGAACGGGAUGAAAAUUUCAUCUAUCGUAUUAUCAGGAUCAGGGGUGGCAAAUGGAAUAUUGGAUAUAGUUCUUAAAUGUCGUGACGACGAGGAUGUAUCUCACAUAGAUGUUCUUCAACUUGCAGCGUCUUUGGUGCUUUUCACUCAUUCUUUCCUCAAUUUUCGCCUGGCGUCAACACUUAUAAACGAAACACGUCACGCUACAAUUCUGGACUACCGAAAAUCGCUAAGUAAUCGCCAAAGAAAAAUGUUCGAUAAAAUGGCUAAAGAAACAAUCCGUAUCCGUGGUGAAAGUCGUGGAAAUGUAGACAUUAUCCGCAGUGCUAAUGACAUGCCCUGCAAGGAAUAUUUAAAUGAUUUGUAUACAAGAAAUAAGAAGUUAAAUGAAGCCAAAGUACUUCCAUCAUUCGGACCUGCUGGUGAUGGUAUUGUACUGAACAAUGAAGUGUCAGUCAAUGCGAAAGUUUUGCGAAACAAUGUGCAACAUAACCAAGGCCCUAAUGUACUGAAUACAGUUACGCAACCAAUACCUGGAUCACAUCCAGAAGCGAAUGCUGCAAUCAAUUCACGCUUGCUGCCCUCUAACAAUCUAAACCAGCUACCACAAUCUAGUGAUAAUGGGAUAGCAGCAAUUGUUCUUCCUAAUAGUGUCCUAAUUCCUUUGGCCGAAUAUGGAAUAAAGCUUAUUAAUAUUAUUGCCAAUUCCAACAGCUUUGAAGACAUUAUAACAACGAUGGCAGAGGCUUAUACAGAGAAUGCAUUCCGUUUCUUAAUGAAAAUAGCACAAGAAUUUGUUGAAAAAAUGCUGGAUAGCAUAAGAACUAAGAUACACAUUUUUAUAUCAGCCGAAUGCAUACUAUACCGUAUAUUUUUGCAUUGUCAAGAGAAAUACAUAGACCAGUCUUAUGAAUACCUAGCCGAUAAAAAAGAUAGCAUUUUAAACGCUAUUAAAGAGUAUUUUCAAUCUCUGAAUCCUAAUAGUGAUACAAAUUUAACAAAAUGUGAUAUUUGUAUUGGAUCUUAUUCGAUAUGUACACUAUGAAGAUACAGAAAUAUGUAUAUAUUUACAAAUUUUUCGUUUUGCACAAUCAGUUUCAGAAAAGUCGUCAUGGGAAGCUUUUUGUAAUAUUAUUGUAUAUUAGUAUAUUAGC